GUCGUUAGAAGAUCUGAAAAUGCCGACAUUUCGAAGCAACAUUGUAGUCUUCAAUUUGAUAGCAAGAAGAGCAUUCACUACAACGUCAACAAAAAAUAUGGGUUUCGUGGAAAAAGUACGGUUACUGGAUUAUUGGAAAAUUCAAGAUUCUGCUUUGCAAAGCGAAUUUCCUCGAUCUCGUCUCGUUUUGAUGGUUGAUCGGCGCCUUCUAGUCACGAAAGAUCAACCAGAUGUACAAAUGGUGGAACUUUCGUUUGAUGAUUUGAAACAGAGACUUGGAGAAUAUGGCUUACAAUUUGAUUUGAGCAACUCUUGUCUUCUGGAUGCACUGUCUACCGAUGUUGACAUGAUUCCACUAUUUGGAACCUCAAUUGACGCUGCGGAUCCUCCAGAAGAUUCUCCAAUCUCGAAGAAAGAAGUUCUGAAACAGCUAGGGAACAGUUUGGGAGGCAGAUUUACAGAUAUUCGUAUGGCUAUGCUGACAAUGAGAGAGGAACGACAACGAAAUCUUCUCGCUAAAUUCCAAUCUCUUACCAAAUGGGCAUCCAUUUAUCGGAGAUGUCCCAAGUGUGCAGCUGCUUUGAAAAUGAGAUCAAGUAAGAGUGGAGCAGAAUGUGUGACGUGCCAAAGAGUUUAUUACCCAACGUUCUCACCAGUCUCCAUCACACUUAUCACGGAUCCAACAAACGAACAUGCACUUCUUGUUCGCCAUCGUGGAUCAGCUGGGGGAGUUUUUACGGCUGUUGCAGGUUUCGCUCAUUCUGGAGAAAGUAUGGCAGAAUGUGCACGUCGUGAAAUUGCUGAAGAAGUUGGAAUUGAAGUUGAUUCAAUACGAUCACUGGAUAUGUCACAGCCAUGGCCAAUGCCCGAUUCGUCGCUUAUGAUUGCACAUGUGGCAGUUGCAAAAAUUGAUCAGAAGAUUUCUGUGUGCCCUGAUGAGUUAGAAACUGCUCAAUGGUUCACACGUCAUCAAGUCAAAGAAGCUCUUACAACAACACUUGCUGACCCGCUCCUGAAAAAUCUUCCACGAACAUUGGACGAUCGUCAGACACUCCACUACAUCCCUCCAGCUGGAGCUAUCGCACAUCAAAUGAUUCGACAAUGGGUUGACGGGAAACUCGAAAACCAUAAUUCUAGAAUUUAGAACUUUUGUAGUUUUAUUUUUUCAUAUCAUUUUCAAGUCAAUUUCAUACAAUUUUAUCAGGAGUCAGAAAGUAAUAGAGAACAAUUGUGUAC
This is a messenger RNA of Caenorhabditis elegans, 1236 nucleotides long. RefSeq names its product NAD-capped RNA hydrolase ndx-9 (gene ndx-9). NCBI's taxonomy places the organism in Eukaryota, Metazoa, Nematoda, Chromadorea, Rhabditida, Rhabditidae. The record is from RefSeq and is marked reviewed. The coding region runs from base 20 to 1144 and encodes 374 amino acids. Gene Ontology annotation, molecular function: NADH pyrophosphatase activity; hydrolase activity; RNA NAD-cap (NMN-forming) hydrolase activity. The transcript is spliced from 7 exons.